ACCACCGCCGCCGCCGCUAAGCUCCGUUCUGCAACAGCUUUAAGAAGGUUGACCAUGGAAGUGUCAGAAGUUCUUCCUAGGGCCCACUUUCAUUUACCUCGCACACUCAAUUCCCUUCUUGCCCCUGACAGGUACACUUGCCGUGAUGUUUCUGUCAGAAAUGUGUGCAGAUUUGCGCUUUCUGUAGGAACCUGUUGCUCCCUAAUGAGUCCUGUAAUGUCCGUGAAGAAAGGUCAUUCAGUCACUACUUCAAAGGAAUUGUGCUCGGUUGUUUGGACCAUAGAAGCUGAUUUAGAAGUUGGUCAGCUUCUCUAUGUUACCGGAGAACCUCUCUCAUUAGGUGUUUGGCAGCCGAAUAUGGCUCUCCCAAUGUCUCGUACCGAACAUGAAAAUCUGUGGGAAACAGAAGUCAUGAUUCCUUCAGGUGUCAACCUUAAGUAUAAUUAUUUCAUCAAAGACGAAAGACAGCCUUCAGGUGACCUCAUCUGGAGACCAGGCCCUGAAUUUUCUUUAUCCAUUCCUCUAGAUGUCAAGCAAGAUAGAAAAAUUAUGGUAAAAGAUUCAUGGUUGAAGUAUAACAUUAAAAGAUAUCCACCUGAGGUAUGGGAUUCAUGGAUAGGGGAGAUGGAUGUACCAGUGCAACCUUUAAUUUCUGCUGAAACCAGAGAUGAGCAUCAGAUUGUGACCAACUUUGAUGUUAAUUUAGAAAAACCCAAGGAGUUCCUGAAUAAUCUCAAAUCUGAUGACGAAUCGUAUGUUAGCAAUAAGCACAUAAGUGGUGCUAAAGACAGCAGACAAAACUUGGUUUUCUCUGAACGAGACCAGCCUCUUGAAGAGCCGUGGUUACUCGAACGGUCGAUCAUCCUUCUUGUCACCAAAGAUGAGAUCAUGCCAGAUAAAUUAGAAAGCAAUGACACUGCAGACAAUAAUGCAAUGCAAUAUGACGACGGUAGGCAACAUCUUCAAGUUAAAGAUAUGUUGUCAUCUGAUAAUGGUACUAAUCUCAUUUUGAAGGAUGAUUCUGUUUCUACUAUCAUAUUGAUUAAUUCUUCAAUAUGUACCAUGCAAAGGAUUGCUGUAUUGGAAGAGGAGAAAUUGGUCGAGUUAUUACUGGAACCAGUUAAAACAAAUGUCCAGUCUGAUAGUGUGUAUCUUGGGGUGGUUACAAAAUUUGUACCCCAUAUGGGGGGUGCAUUUGUAAAUAUUGGGCAUUCCAGACCUUCUCUAAUGGACAUAAAGCAAAACAGGGAGCCAUUCAUAUUUCCACCCUUUAAUCAGAAGACAAAGAAAGGUAAGGUCAUUGGAUCUGGGCUUGAAUCUUCUGAAGAGCAUCAAGAUGUUGAAGACAUUAAUGAUGUUGCAGAGUUCAUCUCCCCAAAAGGUUUGAUACCAUUUCUACAGGAUGACCAUGAGGAGCAUGACGCUGAUGAAGAUUUUGAUAUUUCAGAUGUCAAGGAUAACGUAAAUGGCAGCAUCGUUGAUUAUGGUCAAGCAAACACAAACAUUGUGCACCUUUUGGGCGGAGUGGAACAGCAUUUAGAAGGUGAAGUUAAGAACAGGCUUGUUCCUUUGGAAACAGAAGGAUCAAAUGGUUCUCUAAUUUCUCACCCAGAAGACAGGAAGGAUUCUGAUCACAGAGCUUAUGAAAAUAAGUGGAUUCAAGUCCGUAAAGGCACCAAAAUUGUUGUACAAGUUGUCAAAGAGGGAUUGGGUACAAAAGGUCCUACUCUGACUGCUUAUCCAAAAUUGAGAAGCAGAUUCUGGGUAUUGCAUGCAAGAUGUGAUAGAAUCGGAAUCUCCAAAAAAAUUUUGGGCAUUGAGCGCACGCGACUAAGAGUAAUAGCUAAAACUUUGCAGCCUGCUGGUUUUGGUCUCACUGCAAGGACUGUUGCUUCUGGUCAAUGUUUAGAGGAAUUGCAGAAGGACUUGGAAGGUUUACUUUCGACUUGGAAAAAUAUAUUGGAACAUGCAAAAUCUGCUGCUCUUGCAGCGGAUGAAGGGAUAGAAGGGGCCAUUCCUGUUAUACUUCAUAGGGCAAUGGGUCAAACUCUCUCAGUUGUUCAGGAUUAUUUUAAUGAAAAGGUUAAGAAAAUGGUGGUUGACUCCCCAAGGACAUAUCAUGAGGUUACAAAUUACCUUCAGGAAAUAGCUCCUGAUCUUUGUGAUCGAGUGGAGUUGUAUGAUAGAAAAGUUCCUCUUUUUGAUGAUUUCAAAAUUGAAGACGAGAUCAACAAUAUUAUUAGCAAAAGGGUUCAACUCCCUAAAGGAGGCUCUUUGGUGAUUGAGCAAACAGAAGCGCUAGUCUCAAUUGAUGUGAAUGGGGGACACGUAAUGUUUGGUCAAGGGACUUCACAAGAGAAAGCUAUUCUAGACGUAAAUCUGGAAGCUGCAAAACAAAUUGCAAGGGAAUUACGGCUGAGGGAUAUUGGUGGUAUUAUUGUGGUGGACUUCAUAGAUAUGGUAGAUGAUUCAAAUAAGAGAUUAGUUUAUGAAGAGAUGAAGAAAGCUGUAGAGAGAGACCGAUCAACAGUUAGAGUUUCCGAAUUGUCGAAACACGGUCUUAUGGAAAUUACUAGAAAGAGGGUUAGACCCAGUGUUACUUUUAUGAUUAGCGAACCUUGCACUUGUUGUCAUGCUACUGGGAGAGUUGAAGCUUUAGAGACCUCCUUUUCGAAGAUUGAGCAAGAAAUUUGCCGUUCGCUUGCAAUGAUGGACCAGAGGGCAGAUCCUGAAGACCCCAAGACUUGGCCAAGAUUUCUCUUAAGGGUUGAUCACCACAUGUGUAAUUACUUAACUGCUGGGAAAAGGACCAGACUUGCAAUCUUGAGUAGUUCUCUCAAAGUUUGGAUUCUAAUAAAGGUUGCUAGAGGCUUCACCAGGGGAGCAUUUGAGGUGAAACCAUUUACAGGCGAGCAAGCAAACGAAAAUCUGCAUCAAGCCACAAUAUCAUUGCUAAGACAAGCUGAGACGAGAACUAUUGAUUCAGGCAAAAAAGUAACACUCGUUCCGGUGAAAAAGGGCAAGGCUGGGAGGAAAUAAACCUGCCAAUUCUGUAUCAUCAUUCUUCCUAGAUUCUUUUAUAUCGUCACUGUAGUUUUCACAUUCAUGGCGGGCAGGAUUUCUGUACCUAUUUUGCUGAUAGUAGAAUCUUGAAACCAGUUAGUGUUGGUGUACUGCUACCGGUCGACCAAUUUUGCUAUGAGCAUUCUUCUUUAUGCAAUAUUAAUAAUAAUGCAGUUUUCGAA
Molecule: messenger RNA, 3245 nt
Organism: Mercurialis annua (annual mercury)
Lineage: Eukaryota; Viridiplantae; Streptophyta; Magnoliopsida; Malpighiales; Euphorbiaceae
Product: ribonuclease E/G-like protein, chloroplastic
Exons: 14
Coding region: 55-3039 (994 amino acids)
Biological process (GO): rRNA processing
Cellular component (GO): cytoplasm
Molecular function (GO): starch binding; RNA nuclease activity; RNA binding
Source: RefSeq, a predicted model, not a curated record